AUCCCAUCUCUCCUCACUGUCCGUGUCGCUCUCUCUCUCCCCAUCCAUCAAAUCCGCUUCGUCAUCUCGCUUGCAGUCCAACCAAGUCCUAGGAAUAACACCACGGCGCAACAACUCGCACCACCACCGCCGCGCAGUAGCUAGCUACCAUACCAGCUGCACGCCUCAGUGCUAGCUUCGCCGGGCGGGGGCGGCUGGGACACCAGCAGUGCGUGCUGCGCUGCGCUGCGCCUCUCCCUGCCACUCACUCGAGGAGCAACCGUCCCAGCUGCAAGGGCGACAAGAGGAUCGACCAGCUGCUAGUAGCUAGCUCGCACAUGUUCCCGGUCGAAGUGUCGGCGCUCGCGGCGGGCGGUGCGGGAGCGGGGCGUCAGGCUGCCGGCGACGCCGCCGGGACGAUGCUGCCGCCCUUUUUCAUGGGCUCCAUCUGGCCCGCGACCGCUGGCGCCGCUGGCUCCGAGGAGGACGAGGCGGCGGCCGCCGCCGCCGCCCACGACCGCGCGCUCGCCGCGUCGCGCAACCACCGCGAGGCCGAGAAGCGCCGUCGCGAGCGCAUCAAGUCGCACCUCGACCGCCUCCGCAACGUCCUCGCCUGCGACCCCAAGAUAGACAAGGCUUCGCUGCUGGCGAAGGCGGUGGAGAGGGUGCGGGACCUGAAGCAGCGGGCGGCGGGCGUCGGGGAGGCAGCGCCGGCGCACCUGUUCCCGACGGAGCACGACGAGAUCGUUGUGCUCGCGUCGGGCAGCGGCGCCGUCUUCGAGGCCUCCGUCUGCUGCGACGACCGCUCCGACCUCCUCCCGGACCUCAUCGAGACGCUGCGCGCGCUCCGCCUCCGCACGCUCCGCUCCGAGAUGGCCACCCUCGGCGGCCGCGUCCGCAACGUGCUCGUCCUGGCGCGCGACGUCGUCGACGGCGGCGGCGGUGCCGUCGCGGGAGGUGAUGACGGAUACGGUGGACGCGCUGCUGACUCGGCGGGCGGCGCCACGGACGGCGGCGGCGGCGACUUCCUCAAGGAAGCCCUGCGGGCUCUGGUAGAGAGGCCAGGCGCCGCCGGAGACCGGCCCAAGAGGCGACGGGUCUCGGACAUGAACAUGCAAGCGGCAGCAUAGCUAGCACGCCGCCGCAGGAGGCGGGCAGAUCAUCUCGCUCGAUUGGUCGUCGUAGCUCAAAUACCUAAUUGCAUGCAUGCUCAUGUCGAAUAUAUAAAAAUGGUACUACCUCCAUCAUCUCCAUGUUUAGUUAGAUGUCUUCAUGAUGCUAGCUAGAUGUCUUCAUCUCCCAUUCUCAUGCAUGGCUUUCUUCUUGAGAUGCCAUACCAUUAUUAGGGAUAGUAUGGUAUUGCUAUUAGGGUUUGCUUGAGCUUGAACCAAAUGUUGUUCCAAAGCCAAUGCAAAUCUCCCUUUGAGCUAUAAUAACAAAAAAGAGUCAAGCAAAGGUUGCGGACUUGUUACCCAACUAGUUAAUAAGCAAUAUAUAUUCUAAGCAAUAUAUAUUUGGA
Messenger RNA from Zea mays, 1498 nucleotides. RefSeq lists its product as uncharacterized. The transcript is spliced from 2 exons. The record is from RefSeq and is marked validated. Lineage: Eukaryota; Viridiplantae; Streptophyta; Magnoliopsida; Poales; Poaceae. The coding region runs from base 318 to 1109 and encodes 263 amino acids. Gene Ontology annotation, biological process: regulation of DNA-templated transcription. Gene Ontology annotation, molecular function: DNA-binding transcription factor activity; protein dimerization activity.